GUGAGGGUGUUGUAACUAUGUCCACUCGGUGGAUGCUGGGUCGAAAAAAAUGGUCUACUAAAAUUGCAAAAAAUUGUUACCCCAUAUACCAUGAUCAGUUUGAGCUUCUUAACGACUCACUAAUAACAUGGAACCCGUGGACUGAGGCGCACAUUGAUAUGGUAUUUGGUUCGCAACACAUGCCAGUGGAAUGCGUGAGAGAUAGUGCCUUUUGGAUGACUCGCUGCAAUUUACUCUAUCUAUGGUUUGUGGAACCGUAUAAUCCUGACCGUGUCAUGAGACAGUUCGGUCUAUAUCAAGAUAUUCCACCACCGGUUCCAAGAUGUAUCGACGAAGAAACUCAUAAGAUGAGCAAUAUGGGCAGAUCUGGUGUGGACUGGAAUGCAGAAAACAUUGAAUGGAUAAAUCAGUGGAAUAAUGAAGCUCUACAAAAUAUAGUGCCUCAGCAACGAACGUACGAUGCAACUACGACAGAAGCGUACUAUAAUUGGUAUCGCAUGAGCACGCGUACUAGACUGACGAGUGAACCACCUACAAUGCCAACACAUCCAACGCAUAUGGAACAGUUGCAGAGACGGAUGGACACAUCAUCAGCUUACUAUCGUGACCCCGCGGUAAUAAUCAACAUCUUGCUAUUCAGGUCCAUCAUUUCAUGA
Molecule: messenger RNA, 656 nt
Organism: Hordeum vulgare subsp. vulgare (domesticated barley)
Lineage: Eukaryota; Viridiplantae; Streptophyta; Magnoliopsida; Poales; Poaceae
Product: serine/threonine-protein phosphatase 7 long form homolog
Exons: 3
Coding region: 18-656 (212 amino acids)
Source: RefSeq, a predicted model, not a curated record